This is a messenger RNA of Pseudophryne corroboree (corroboree frog), 1758 nucleotides long. RefSeq names its product eukaryotic translation initiation factor 1A domain containing (gene EIF1AD). Gene Ontology annotation, biological process: translational initiation. The record is from RefSeq and is a predicted model, not a curated record. Gene Ontology annotation, molecular function: RNA binding; translation initiation factor activity. Gene Ontology annotation, cellular component: nucleus. Lineage: Eukaryota; Metazoa; Chordata; Amphibia; Anura; Myobatrachidae. The transcript is spliced from 6 exons. The coding region runs from base 142 to 675 and encodes 177 amino acids.
CGCCCAUCGCUCUCCGACGCUGCGGUAAAGUGACGUCAUUAGAGAGCGACACGACCAUGUUGUUCUCUGGGCGCAAUGUGUCCGGUGCUGUAACUAGGAAGUGACAGAUUCCAGAAAAAAAUAAUUUGUUUGGAAUGUACAAUGUCGAAAGCAACCAAAAGAAAACAUGUGGUGAAAGAAGUUCUUCUAGAUUACGUUCAGCCUACUGAAAAUCAGCGCAUUGUGAGGGUUUUAGGAAGCCCUGGAAACAAUCUUCAUGAGAUUGAGACUGCAGAGGGGGAGCGGUUUUUAGCCAGCAUGCCCACAAAAUUCAGGAAGAACAUCUGGAUUAAAAGAGGAGAUUUUGUUAUUGUUGAUCCCAUUGCUGAAGGCGAGAAGGUGAAAGCAGAGAUCACUUUUAUCAUAUAUAAAGAUAACCAACGUCUUCUGCAGAAAGAGGGUCUCUGGCCACUAGGGUUCAAUAAAGAAGAUGAAGACAAUCUUGCCAAGGAAAAAGGGAGCAUCAAAGGGGCAGAUGCAAAAAGCUCAACUGGCGAGAAGUCUCAGGAGGAUAAUAAUGACACGGACUCAGAAGAUGAUAGUGACCUAUUUGUCAACACCAAUCGUGUUUACUGUGAGGACAGUGAAGAGGAAUCAGACAGUGAAGAAGAAAGCGAGGAAGAAGAGAAAGAGUGAUGUUAUAAUAAAUAUAGAGGAACAUUUUUAGAAAUCAGCAUCUGACAUAUUGAUGCCUAAAACAGGACAAGACUGAGUUGUUUUGUGCUGAAUCAAUAUCUAGGGUGGAAUAUCUUCUAUGGUUCCAGCAGACCUUUAAUUGACUUUCGACGAGGCCAGUGUUGAUUUAAUUAUGAUGCGUUUCCAUCCUGAAGUCUUGGACAUUGUCUUUAUGCAUUCCCAAACUGUUGAAGAACUUAAUGCUUGUACUUUCGAUUGAGUGCAGGUAGUUCAUUUGAGCUACAUCUGGAGACUAAAGGUGUGUACACACGGUGAGAUAUUUUCUUUCGAUUUUGACUAUAUAGUCAAAAUCUCAAGAAAAGUUAGUGCAGAUCGUAAGGUGAAAGUCACCUUGCGAUCCCGUUUCGAUCCCGAUGCGCGGUCCCGCCAGGUUGGCAUCGCAAGAAAAGAUAGACUGUGCAGGCAAGUCAAUCCUUGCUAGAUCGGUGUACUAUCUAGUUCAUCUCACAUGUCAAUGACAUCUCACAUAAGCCAAAAUCUCACAUAAGCCAAAAUCGUAUGCACACAUAGUCCAUAUCUCAAGAAAAGUUAGUCAAAAUCUGUACUAUCUGGGCUCCGGGGAGUUCAAGGGAAAUCGCAAGUGAAAAUCGGGCAUAGCAAGGAUCUCACCUUUUGUACACACCUUAAGAUAACAAAGUAUUGGCACUUGAGAGAGGCAUAAUUAAAAAAACAACACAACAUUUUUUUUAUAUGUUUAUUAGAAUUUUUUUUUUUUUUUUUGGGAAGACCUGCGGUAUUUAAUUCUAAUAAUGUGAAAUCUAUCCAUACAGUCCUUCUACUGUGUCUACUUGCAUUCAUGUGAUUUGAAGGUUACAAGAGCAGAGAAUGCCAUACAGAUCUCAUGGUGGGCUCUAUCAUGGGGCUGAAAAACCGUGCAGACCAAACGUCCACUUCAAGAGCAUGGGUCUAAAUGGACCUUUAGUGAGAACAGAUUGUAUCUGUAUUCACUUGUUUAUUGAUGAACAGCCUUAAUGCUACUUGUGUUCUCCUCCACACACACACAUAAAUAGUGGCCUAAUGUUU